This is a messenger RNA of Microdochium trichocladiopsis, 2319 nucleotides long. RefSeq lists its product as uncharacterized. The coding region runs from base 1 to 2319 and encodes 772 amino acids. The record is from RefSeq and is a predicted model, not a curated record. Lineage: Eukaryota; Fungi; Ascomycota; Sordariomycetes; Xylariales; Microdochiaceae. The transcript is spliced from 2 exons.
AUGGCGGGCCUUCCCUCACGGCCAACCCUAAAUGAUGCGUACAUUGACGAGCGACGAAGACCAUCGGAUGCCUACCGUCCACACCAGGACGCCCGGCGCACUGCGGACAAGUCACGUGAGCGGGAUAGCUCCUCUCGCCGCGAAUCCAGAGAUGGACCUGUACGAAGAGAUUCAAGAGAUAUGAGGGAUCCACGAGACGCUCGCGAGGAUUCUGCUCGUGGGGCACAAGAUAGCUCGCGGAGGCCGUCUGUAGCUUCUAGCUCCUCGCCCCGGCUAGGCAAGGCCAGCGUCGUCCAAACCCCAGACUCUCUCUCGCGAUCAUCUAAUGCCGCCCCAUCUCGUCUCGUUACAGCUGCCAAACCCUGUAUGCUGAGCAGCAAACCGCCGAUGAUUGAGACUCCCGAGUACCAAGACCUGUUCAACACCUUUUGGGCUUGGAGUGACACAUUAGUCGAUCGUGUGUCUGUCAAGUCGCAGUUUUCAAGAUGGAACGCAGAGGCUGGGCCGCGCCGGGCCUUCAAUACAAAGCUGGAAAAGGCAGAUGAAGGCACUUCCAUGGCUCUGCUGCGUCGUACAGAACUGAGACAGCAGGAAAAGGAUGAGAAGCUGUUAAAGAACAAGGUCUCGGAGACCGACAAGAGCCACCAAAAGGGAUUGGAAGAGCUCAUUUCCAAGUUCGUUGCCCUCAAAAAACCACCACCUAUAGCUGCCUCGGCCUCGGAGAGACAUUGUGACACAAAUCAAGCUCUCGAGCGUAAACUCGAGCUCCUGCAAAGUCGCUUCGAGCAGCAGGAGGCAGCGUUUGCAGCUCGUGAGCAUAAACUUAUCGAGCAGGAGAGGAGUGUUGGUGCAUGGCAAAAAGAGAUGCAGGAUCAGCAUGAUGCAACUUUGAAGGCUGUGGAGACGCUUCGGAUGGAGAAUGAGAAUCUCAAGAAACAGCUCACAAGGCAGAUGCGCGAAGUCUCCGAAAAGUCUGAAAAGUUGUCUGCCAAGACCUCUACUGAGUGCGACGGCUUUAAGAAGGACCUCAAGAGGAUCGACGAUGACAGCAGAGCGCGAUGCUCGACCAUAGAGGCUUUAUGUCAACAGACGGCCAAGACAUUAUCUCAGUCUGUCGAUACAUUAUCUCAGUCUUCGGCCCAAGCAAGCUCCAUGAUUACGAGCAUGGAGGCAGCACUGAACAAGCAGGCGCGGGAGUACGACAGCCUGGGCACACAGAUACAGCAGGUCCGAGACUCGUGCGCCAAUUUAGCCAGCACAAUCAAAUCGCUAGAGGCCGAGAUGGAGAAUACCACAGAGAAGGUUGACUCACUUGACCUGGAGAGCUUGGACAAAAUGGUCAACACGUGGGUCGACAACAAGAUUCCGGGACGGGUCAAGGGUCAUGAGGCAGAGAUCAACAACAUGCGCAAGGAACUCUCUGCCCUCAAGGAUCAUCUCCCGGUCAGACACGCCUCGUCUGCCACACAUUUGCCGAAUCAAUCAACCUCAGUCUCGCCAGAUUACCUCGAUGCGAAGUUGGUAGAGUUGUACGGCAAGGUGCAGACGACGGUGGCGGAGACGAGCGAUUGGCUCGGCGAUGAGCUUGAUGGCCUCAGAAAUGACUUUCAGAAGCUCCGGGACGAGAAGCUGGCGGAACGCAUCGCCUCCCUAGAGGCCAGAAGUCUCGAGAAGAGCUCCGAUGCUGCUGCAACAUCGGCGCUUGCAUCGCGUCUACAAGACCUGGAAGGACAAGACCUGCCAGGCAAAGUGAACUCGCUGCAGACCAUCUGCAUGGCUCGCCUGGGGGAGCUCGAAAAGUCUGUCAAGGAAUGGAGUACACAAGUGCAGGAACGCGCCAGUCAGGUUCUGCGCGAGGACUUCCAGGCUGUCAAGGACAAGCUUGAGGGUGUCGCGAUGCAGGCAAACCACCUCGAUACUCAAUUCAAGAAUGUGACGACCAAGGAGAUGGCUCGAAUGAUCCUUGGGGAGCUCAACCAGGUCACCAAUAAACCCGACAGCCUGGGACGCAGAGCCAUCGAGGCUGUGGAGAAGCUCAGCAGUAGGCUCGAUACCAUGUCGACAGAAAUUACACAAGCCAAGCAAACGCACACCCAUAUGCAAGACGAGUUCACGAAAUUGAGCGACUUCGUUGACAUAGUCGUCCGCAGCGGGCAUCGCGCAGGCGACAAGAGAUCCGCCGAGCCGCGGGCGAAUGGAGCCGAUAGCCCUGUCGAUCCCAAACGCCCAAGGAUCAGCAGCAGUACACCAAGUAAUAACCGACCAUCGCCAAGUGUGCCACAGGGCAUGACGAAUGGGGUGCCGCGACGGCCUCACUAG